Molecule: messenger RNA, 9329 nt
Organism: Mugil cephalus (flathead mullet)
Lineage: Eukaryota; Metazoa; Chordata; Actinopteri; Mugiliformes; Mugilidae
Gene: shc1
Product: SHC (Src homology 2 domain containing) transforming protein 1
Exons: 12
Coding region: 4868-6643 (591 amino acids)
Biological process (GO): cell surface receptor protein tyrosine kinase signaling pathway; intracellular signal transduction
Cellular component (GO): plasma membrane
Molecular function (GO): receptor tyrosine kinase binding
Source: RefSeq, a predicted model, not a curated record
UUAACGUGCAGGAGUGCAGCAUCUUUUCUGUGCAUACACAUGUGCACCGCUAAAUGACUCUGGCUGCAGAGAGGAGGUGGGGGGAAGGGGAGGAAACAGGAAGGAGGUUGCAUGGGAGAAAAAGGAGGUGGGGAGGGCACAGGCAGCGGCGCGAGUGAGUGUGUGAGUGUGUGUGUGUGUGUGUGUGUGUGUGAGAUAGAGAGAGAGAAAGGGAGAGGGAGAGAAAAUGGGAGGCAGCAUCUCCCACCCAGACGGGGAGGAGGGGAGGACAGACAGCGUGCUCGUCCCUUCAACAGACAGAGGUGGAAGGAAAGUGGGAAUGAGAGUCAGACGUUGAAGGGAGAAGAGGAGCACAAUGAAGGAGUGCCAUUGUCCAUCCUGGAAGCACUGCCAUCCCACCAUCUGCUGAAAGAGAGGCAGAGAGAGGCAGAGGAGGCGGCCAAACGGAGGAGAGGAUAGAUGGAGAGGAGCUGCCGGCAGUGACUUUGUGAAUUAAUCGAGCGGAAGAGCGGAUCAGAGGAGAAGCACGUUUUUCGGGGAGUGGACGAGAGGAAAGCCAGAGAGGGGAAGGAAGGAGAGGACGACUGAUGGGACAGUCUGUGGCUGUUUAAACAUUAAUGUGGCUAACAUGUGAAUAUGAGACCCAGCUUUAGAUGAGUCGCCAUGGAUUAUCAACUGCAUGCUUUCUAAACCAAAAAGAAGGAACUACUUACGUUCUGCCAUUCAUUAAAAAGAGAGAGAACAGCUUAAACUCACUUUAUACAGAACCACGUUGAUGACUUUUUCCUGUAGAUAUAGACUCCCUUUGUGACACCUGAUUUUCUAUUCUCUGUGAGCAUAGGGUUUACUCUGCAGGAUGUUAUACAAUCAUUAUCUUUGUUAGCUGCUGCACAGAAUAUUCAGGUUGUUUUUAUGCAAGUUUUCUAAAGCAUUCAUUGUCUUUUAGGUGUGAAUGUGCGGUGUAAUUGUUGUUUAUACAGUUAUUAGGAGACAAAUUACCUUUCUUUUGAAAUAAUUUCAGUUUCCCCCCUUCCCCGGUCGGAGUCAGUGCAUGCAGCCAAUGUGGGAUGUCAACAUUGAUUGGGUUUUAUGGCUGGCGAGAUGCCGGUCAAACUUUGAUCAUUUCCUGAACCGUAUUGAUCUUUCUAGCAGCCUGUAGUUUAUCCUCUGGUUGGAUGAGAAAAAAAUGCUCUGAUGCGGAGCCUUGAACGCAGCGACUAAUUGCUUACCACAUGGUUCGACAAAGCAGUUAUCUCUUUGUGUGAAGAAAUCUGCUGUUGUUGGGACUUCUCGGUACACAUCCACCGCAGGCAUCGUUUUUAAUGUCUGUUGCCAUAGCAACGGGCGACAGCCGCAGACAGAAGAAGAUGUAAAGUUCUUUCUCUUUGUCUUAUCUCUUACAACUGGUGCUGUUCCAUUAGGUAAUUGUAUAUAUUUAAUAGAUGAUAUGCAGUAGAUUAGAUUUAGUCCACGGUCGUGUGCAGUUUCUAGAGUUUCUUUUCUUGCACAGGAUUUUUUUAUUUAUUUUCUUUCCACUAGACAGUCUUUGUCUAUGCGGAGCUCAGCAGUCUCCGUGAAUCAGGGUUGUUUCAGGUCACCUGUCUCCCCCUCCCCAUUCUGUGCGUUCGCCUUGUGCGAGCCAGCUCAGCUCCGCGUGUCCUGAUCUCACCUUUUAUCAAUGGCAAGUACCAUUCACAUCAGUCAAGCUGAUGUGCCAUUAUCAGGACUGACUGGCUGAAUUAGAUUAUCGUGCAGAUUUCACUAGUACAUAUCACUCUGUGCAGCUGCUUGGCCCCAAGGCCACUAAUCACCAGUCAUUAGCUGUGCUUUGUUUGUGACAGUCUGUUCUUUCUGCUGUAGGUGACUCAGGAUUUCUCUUCAUGUAGAGGGUCAUUUCCUCUGCAGUCACCUGACCUACACUGUGUCCUGUGCACUAAAACAUCCCUGGGUAGUACUGGGGUUAACUCCGCUCUUGGAGCAUUUCAGCAGCCCUUCAAGGUGCAAGGCUUUUAAGAACACACCUGGUGUUAACAAGUCCAUUUAUGUUGGAUCUUUUUGCCUUUCUUUUUUAAGUGCUAAUCCCCCUCUCUGCAUGCGUUUCUGGAUUUAAUAGGGGCGUGCCAGACUGUUUUGCAUGCCCUUUGAUUGUCCAAAAUACCGGGUGUCUUUUAUGACUUUUCCAGCCAUACUUAUUUACAGCUUUCUGGAGAUCAUCCCAGUCUGUCUGGCAGUGUGCGAGUACAACCUGAUCCUCCAUGGUGCUUCUUGGCCAGGACCAGAAGGAUGACUAGCUAGAGUUGUUAGACACUCCCUCUGUGGUGCUAGACUGGUGUAGGCGACUGUUCCUUAUCAUGCAUCCAGCGCCCACCAUGAGCUUGUGUGCUGUACUUCAGGUGCAGUUUUGAAAGGUUAGUGUGGGGGACAACAAAAAAAAAAAAACAACCUUUUUGUGCUCGACAUUACUGAAACACUGGUGCCAAAUUUGCAGCCUUGUGCAAGUGGUCCAUGCAGAGUAUGUGUAAACCUUGUUCUCCCCCGUGGGUGUAAAGGUCAACAGAUUGUAAAUAUGACUAGUGCCUCAACAGCACUAAGGUGUAGACAAGCCAGCUUCGCCUCCUAUUGAGGUCAAACUGCAGUAGACUGUUUUGUUUUGGGGACUCUGGUUUGCGAGAGACUGUUAAUGCAAACAGACUGUUGUUUGCCUUCUGGGACGGACUAUGCAGAAUAUGAGGUGUUAUGUGAUGUCUAUACAGUAACUCUGAGAUCGCACCUGCUGCUUGAUAAGCCCUGCCUUAGAUAAGGAAGGAAUCUUUCCUGGAAUAUAACACUUGGCUGGUGAAUAUUAUAUGCGGUUGUGAAAACGCUCUUCUCUCAGGUAACUGACUAUAAUCUGGGCUUGAUAUUUGAACUAUUACUCACCUCAGUAAUAGUAAAGUUAGAGCAGAGAGCAGGUUGUGCAUGGAGACAUCAUCAGCAUAGCAUCGGAGUGUGUUUUUUUUUUUUUUUAAUAAAUGAGCAUUUCUAGCUGGGUGAGUGACUGACUGCUGAGCCUCCAGCGCCAUUCAGGGAACCCUGGGUCGGGAGCUCAAACCUGACCCGUCGGGGCUCAUCACCAUCACAACAAGCCCACCGGUAGUCACCAUCAGCCAAUGACCCACAUUCCCCAGUGUUACGUCACCGCCGUGCUACUGCACUGUGUGUCAGCAUACCAGACACAUACAGCAUCUCGGACUCAACCUACCACUAUCUAAUGGUGCUCCAGGCCAACAAAAAAACACAAAAAAAACAUCCUAACCGAGGUGGCCAGUUUUAAGGAACACACUUGAACUAAGGCAGGCUCACUUAUUUUAGCCAUAUCAGGAACCUCAGUCAGGAACGGGCCCAACUCUGCCAGCCCAGUCUUAAGUACUUUCUUCUUUCAGUUUUCUAUUGGUGUCUAAGGUGACCAUGCCUAACUUCUAGCCAUUCAUAAUCUUGAAGUCGGAGAAGCUGAAAGGCGAGUCUCACCAUUAAUACAUUAGACUGAGGGACUGUUAAACGGGACAGCCUGGAGAACGGGCGAGCAGACGAGGGAGGGGGAGAGGGGGAGCGAGAGAUCAUCUGGAAGAGGAGAGAGGAAGUGGUUGCGCGGGAGAGGGCGGAGGCACUGGAGAGGCAGAGGCUGGCGGAGUACAUCGUGUGGAGGAAGAGAGAGGACUUCCAGGAUAAGAGAGGAGACAGAGAGAAGGGAGGAAAGAGUUCAGAGAAGGGGAAGGAUGCUCCGCCGGAAGUGAUCUGGAAGAGGAGAGAGGAGGAAGGGGACGCAGGGAGAGCGAGGGCCAUUCAGAGAGGACAUGAAAACAUAUGGAGGAAGAGAGAGAGGGAGUAGAAAAAGGACCCAGAAAGAUGCACUUUAAAAGUAGGUGUGUUUAAAAAGGAAAGUGCGCUUCUGAGAGUUGGAGACUAGCCAUACAUCAGUAAGCCUCCCGUCUCUUUUUUUAGCAGUUCUGGGUCUCGUUGAGGUCUGCAGGUGCUCGCCGUCGUAUCGACCAGUUGAAGCUGCGCGCUAUGUGUGCGUUGCUGCCGCGUUAGUCCAUGCGUUGCAAUCCCCUCGUCGGCUGCUAAUAGGAUUUUUAUGGGCCCGCGUCAAGCAGGAUAGAGCUGCCGAGGGUGGCUGCUUCACACAUGCUCGGCAACGCACACAUAUUCAGAUAAUCAAAGACGCGCUGUGGGCAGGGAGGGUUUACACCGCCGUCACGCACGCACACACGUCACGUACAAGCGCGCGUCCCUCAGCGCGAGUAAGACACAUGCGAGGGGGCGUUCAGAGAGACAAUCACUUGUGUUGAUUCUCCAUGGUGCUUGUGACAGCUGAAUAACUGGCCCUCGCUCAGAGACAUUCGAGUUGAGACGAGAUCCUCACAGAUGUUGUUUUGUACUGUGACACAACCCCGAGAUGAACUCUCUGUGAAGAGCUAAGGACACGUCUUCAUCAGUCUCUGGGAACUCAGUGAACACUGAAGCAGAUUCCGACGUGAACUGGUGACAACAUGAGCUGCACUGGUGCACUAAAUACCUUUUUUCAUCUGCAUUCUACCGUUAACUGGGACACCGCACUUUUCCUCCGCGCCUUUUCUCGCUCUGUUUUCGUCUCGGAUAAAGCCGUUUUGAACACAGUUUGGCGUUGGCUGCCUGGUAAAGAGUGGAGGACAAACCACCAGACAGAUGGAUACAGCUCUUGCACUCAGAGAGAUAGACAGAUGGCUGUGUGUCCUUUUCAAGAGAAACUGUGAACAGUGAGACAAAGAGACUUUGCUUGAAUCACUUGAGUCUGCGUGGAUUUGCGCAGACGUAAAAAAAAAAAAAAAACUGACUCUGCAGAUUCAUUAUGGAGCUUGUUCCAAAAACCAAGUACACCCACUUUCGGAGUGAAUCCCUGAGCUCGACCGAUGAGACAAACUCCAAUCCAUCGUCGUUCCCUCCUUCCAGCCCCGCGACCCCUCUCACCCCCUCCCCGGGCUUACCCUCCUCCCUCUCCUCCUCGUCUCUCACUCCCAUCUUGCCCCCCUCUUCCCCCCGGCCGGCCGAGAACAGCCCCACCACCCUCUGCUCCUUCUUCCCCAGGAUGGGGUCCCUUCGCCUGGGCGUCUCCGCCACUCUCCUCCCGGGGCUCAAGGCCUCGAGCAGGUCGCAGCAGCCCGUCGAGUCCUCCGGAGACGACAGGAGCAGCUCUAGCUCCUCCCCUCCUCUCCACCACCCCGUUCCCCUUCUAACCGCUCCUUCUCCCCCUCCCCGACCUCCUCUGCAGGACAUGAACCGGCUGGGAGGGGCGUCCAGGAGGGCACGGGUGGAAGGAGGGCAGCUGGGAGGAGAUGAGUGGACGCGCCAUGGCUCCUUUGUCAACAAGCCCACCCGCGGCUGGCUGCACUCCGACAAUGUGGUCAGCACCACCGGUGUUUCCUACACCGUACGGUACAUGGGUUGCGUGGAGGUGCUGCAGUCGAUGCGAGCGCUGGACUUCAACACCAGAACUCUGGUCACCAGGGAAGCUAUCUCUGUGGUGUGCGAGGCAGUACCCGGAGCCAAAGGGGCCCGCAGGAGAAAGCCUUCCUCUCGCUCCAUGACACCCAUCCUGGGAAAGAGCAACUUGCAGUUUGCAGGCAUGACAAUCAGUCUCACCAUCUCGACCAGCAGCCUCAAUCUGCUGGCCUCCGACUGCAAGCAGAUAAUCGCCAAUCAUCACAUGCAGUCCAUCUCCUUUGCCUCUGGAGGAGACCCAGAUACGGCUGAGUACGUAGCAUAUGUGGCCAAAGAUCCAGUCAACCAGAGAGCUUGUCACAUCCUGGAGUGCUCCGAGGGUUUAGCCCAGGAAGUCAUCAGCACCAUUGGCCAGGCCUUCGAACUACGCUUUAAACAGUACCUAAAGAACCCCCCGAAGCUGGUCACGCCUCAUGACAGAAUGGCUCCAUUUGAUGGCUCUGCAUGGGAGGAAGAGGAUGAUGAGACAGCUCCACCUCCCGAGGUCCCUUACUACAAUAAUUUCCCUGGAAAGCAGCCUCCCCCUGGUGGACUGAUCGACAUGAGGACCCGCCCAGGAGCCACGCUGCCUUACGGACAGCCAGGUCAGAAUGACAUUCAUAAGCAGCCUCUGCCGCCUCUACCAUGUGCUAAAGAAGGGGCGCGGGAGAUGUUUGAUGACCCUUCGUACGUCAAUGUGGAUAAACCCCGUCCCCCGGUUGCCACAAAUGGAAAUGCUCACAGAGACGCCUUUGACAUGAAGCCACUUGAUGACGCCCUCGGGGUCUCUGGGCACGGUGGCCCCGGCUCGGUGACUGCGUCGCCCUCUCUGGUGCAUCAGCUGCAGAGCGAAACCUGGUUCCACGGUAGCUUAAGUCGGAAGGAAGCGGAGAGGCUGCUGACCCGAGACGGGGACUUCCUGGUGCGAGAGUCUGGGACCACUCCCGGACAGUACGUCCUCACGGGGCAGCAGGGUGGCCAGCCCAAACACCUGCUGCUAGUCGACCCGGAAGGAGUGGUGCGCACGAAAGACCAUCGGUUUGGGAGCGUAAGUCACCUGAUCAGCUACCACAUGGACAACAGACUGCCCAUUGUGUCGGCCGGGAGCGAAGUGUGUCUGCAACAGCCGGUGGAGCGCAAGGCCUGACUUUACACACACCAAGGAAAUACUCCACCAAAAAUAUGCACACUCCUUCACCUGUCCAACGCAGCACACGCGCACCCAUAAGCUGUGAUACACACCGCAACACUACACCAGAUACACAUCCAAAAGAGUACACGUGCAUACAUACAUAGCAAAGAAAGCCAAAAAAAAAAAAGGAAAACGAAGCACCCGUUUCUCUGCAAAAUCACUCACUUUGCUGCUGUUGCUACAUGUUCCUGAUCUUUCUGAAGGCCAAACUGCGACCUGCAGUUUGUCAUCCAUCCAACCAAUUACCACGUGCAUCCCUUCAAAGUGGAGACACGCUGCUGCAGUUUCUCUGCCUACUGCGAACCAGGGAGAAGUCUUUUGCAAAUUUCCAAACGGGGAAAAAAAAUGAAUGCAAUUUUUUUUAAAUAAUAAUGAAAAAAAAUCUUGUGUUUAUGAAAUAUAUAUAUAGAGAUACAUAGAAAAUACAAAGCAUUACAUGGAACUGUGUACUAAAAUGAUGGACUUGAAAAGCGCAGAAAGGAACAGGGAUGGACAGAGAAAGAGAUGCUUGUAAGCAUCAGUCCUUUCCUCAGACUGUCGCUGGAGCAUUUUGGGCAAAACAUAAACUGAAAGUCAAGGGUUGUUGUUUCAGAGACUGAACGAAACAUAAACUCUCCCUUCUCUGGAACUCUUGAGCAGAAACCCUGGCUGAAAUAAUUCUGGUUGGUGAAUAUGCAUAAACGAGUUUGCUUCCAAUCAAUCAUGAGUGCCACCCCACCCCACCCCACCCCAGCCACUCCCAUUUUAAGGAUUUUUUAACUUUGACCCUUGGAGGAAAAGCCUGUAUGCAAAACUGGGACUGCUAUGCCAAUGACUAUCGUCUAUGUUGUUGUUUUUUUUUUUUUUGUAUUAUCUUGAGACUCAUCACUCAUCGGACAGUACAGGAGGAUACAAGCAGCUGUAUCUCGACAGUCCCUUUGUAAACACAGACCUGUACAUCACACAUAGUCUGCACCACCUGUCAUGCCAAAGAACACGAACUUGGUCGCUAACGUCACAAACGGAAGCCAUGACAAUUAUCUACAGUUAUCUGUCUUGUGCGCUUACAGCAUUGGGAGCAAAUACAGAAAGACUGAAAUGUAAAUUCAAACGGGCCUGUUUUAGAGGUGUGGGGAACAUCUGUGAUCGUGCCUGAAUACAUCACGAAAAAUGAGGUUUUGAAGUAUGCCGAUGUCACCCACAAACACGAGAGCUAGUAGAUUUUGAGAAGCCGACCCGGGUCGUCAUCAACCCGUUGCUUUUCAUUGACACCUCAGUGUGUGUUUGCUCUGACAAUCUAUCGGUUCUGUGCUUUCAGGGGAUUUCUCACUGAAAGCAAAGAAAAGUAGAGGAGACCCUUUUAAACGGCGGCCAUGUUGGAAACGUUGGACAGCCUGAGCAAUGAAUUUGCAAAAAAUAAUGCAAAGUGUGUCAUAGUAAUCGGUUAGGUAUUUUUUGUGUAUAGUGACGUUGCUUUGAAUCACUUGAGGGAAUAAUGUCCUUUUUUUAAAAAAAAAAAAAAAGUAAUGUAAUGAACACGAGGACGUGUAGGUUUUCUGGAGCAUUGCUAGCGAUGAAAUGUUCAGCCAAACGUGUACUGUUUUCACAACUUUUUGAGGAUCCGGAGGGAAAAGUUUGGUUUCUCCUCUCCCCUCUUCCCUCGGUUUCAUGUUUUUUUUAUAUAUAUAUAUAUAUCUUUUUAAUUGUGCCUUGUUUCUUCAAUGCAGUCACGUCACUCCAAUGCAGUCACCUUAUGUACUUAAUUCAAAUGUAGUCGACUACAGGAGAAUCCUACACAGGUCGCUCAGUUUUAACAAAGACUCUGCAAAAAUGACACACCGACAAAACACACACGAACAGAUCCAGUGAUGGCAAUCUCCUCGGAUGCACAUUCUUGCAUUCAGCUUAUAGUCACAGAUACUUGAUGUCACCAUUGGGAGGGGGUAUUUCCUGAUCAUCUGUAAAUAACAUGAUUUUUUUGACAGUUUAGUAUCGGAUUAUUGUUCCCUUCGUUGUAUAUUUAAUGACAUAUUUGAUAAGUAACACAGAGCCAGACAUCACAGCACUGAGGUAGCUCAUUACUGAACAGGCCAAAAUCUCGAUGUGGGAGAAGGGAUCCAAACAAAUAACUAGCGGUUAGUUCGCAGUAAGGCUCACGUGCACGCACGCGUAACAGAGCAAAGAGAGGGCAGCUGGCUCAUACUGACGCUCUGUUGCUUCAGGUCUUCGUAGGUGAGCAAGGGGGGGAAAAAAAAACAGAGACACGCUGUGCCGUUCGUUACCGUGUGCGCGCCUGUUGUUUUACGCGUGUGCUGGAACAGACUCGACUCUCUCGGUAUCUUUAGUGAGCUGGUCCUGUGUAAUCAUUGUUCAUCACAGCUGCCUUUGUUGCAUGAAAAUCCUUUCAAAAAAGAAAAAAAGAAAAAAAUUGUCGUUUGUUGUCGGUGAUGGUGAUCGUGAUGAUUGAUGCUGUUGUACUUUUUAAUUUGUGUUUUUCAAAGCCAAAGGUUACUUUAAAAUAGCGUGCACAGGUAUUGAUUUUUACUUUUCUUUGUUAGUUGUAAUACUUUUUUUUGUUGUUGUUGUUGUUUUUAGGGAAACAUGUCUGUUUACACCUGUAUCUGAAAAUAUAGAUUGCAUAUAUAAAUACAUAUAUCAUUCA